This is a messenger RNA of Xenopus laevis (African clawed frog), 2025 nucleotides long. RefSeq names its product cholinergic receptor, muscarinic 2 L homeolog (gene chrm2.L). The transcript has 2 exons. The record is from RefSeq and is a predicted model, not a curated record. The coding region runs from base 123 to 1535 and encodes 470 amino acids. Lineage: Eukaryota; Metazoa; Chordata; Amphibia; Anura; Pipidae. Gene Ontology annotation, cellular component: dendrite; plasma membrane; membrane. Gene Ontology annotation, biological process: G protein-coupled receptor signaling pathway, coupled to cyclic nucleotide second messenger; chemical synaptic transmission; adenylate cyclase-inhibiting G protein-coupled acetylcholine receptor signaling pathway. Gene Ontology annotation, molecular function: neurotransmitter receptor activity; G protein-coupled receptor activity; G protein-coupled serotonin receptor activity.
GGAGACUCCAGCUCUGCUUCAUGACUUGCCAUUCUCAGCUUUCAACUUGCUGCUCCAACUCUGCUCCAGGUGUAAAUUGUAUCUAGAAAGUCAUUAAGGAGGUAAAAGUCUGAUCUGCAAACAUGAAUAACUCAAGCCUAAUCAACAUGUCCUCAACAAAUGAGACCAUGAUGGGAAGCCCAUACAAAACAGUAGAGGUGGUCUUCAUUGUCAUUGUGGCUGGAUCCCUCAGCUUGGUCACCAUCAUCGGAAACAUCUUGGUCAUGGUCUCCAUAAAAGUCAACCGACACCUACAGACUGUCAAUAACUAUUUUUUGUUCAGCUUAGCAUGUGCUGACUUGAUCAUCGGAGUCUUCUCCAUGAACCUCUACACUCUCUACACUGUGAUUGGGUAUUGGCCGAUAGGACCUGUGGUGUGCGACCUUUGGUUGGCCUUGGAUUAUGUCGUCAGCAAUGCUUCGGUCAUGAACCUUCUCAUUAUCAGUUUUGACAGGUAUUUCUGUGUCACGAAACCCCUAACCUAUCCAGUGAGGCGAACCACCAAGAUGGCUGGUAUGAUGAUUGCUGCCGCUUGGGUUCUCUCUUUUAUUCUGUGGGCACCUGCUAUACUUUUCUGGCAGUUCAUUGUUGGUGGGAGAACUGUCCCAGAAGGAGAGUGCUACAUUCAGUUUUUCUCAAAUGCCACGGUCACAUUCGGCACGGCUAUUGCUGCCUUCUACCUACCUGUCAUUAUCAUGAUGGUAUUGUACUGGCAGAUUUCACGAGCAAGCAAGAGUCGGAUAAAGAAGGGCAAAAAAGAGCCAGCACCUACUCAAGAGCCAAUAUCUCCUAGUAAUGUCCAAGGGAAAAUUGUCAAACCAAAUAAUAACAAUGUUUCUGCCAACGUAGAUGGCUUAAAUCAGGGCAAAAUCCAAAAUGGCAAAGCCACAAGCAACUCUGGGAUUGAAAACUGCGUUCAGACAGAAGGAGAAGAAAAAGAGAUCUCCAAUGACUCCACAUCAGUCAGUGUCAUCAACACCAAGGAUGAAGGUGCCGCCAAAGACGUCCCACAGGCUUCGGGAUCUCAACCCAAUCCAAAGAUGGAGAAUUCUAAGCUCACGUGCAUUCGAAUAGUGACAAAGUCCCCAAAGGGAAAUUGCUCUAAUACCGCCAGCACCACCGUGGAGAUUGUACCAGGGACAAACGGACGCAACGGAGAAGACAAGCAGAACAUCAUUGCCCGCAAAAUCGUAAAGAUGACCAAACAGCCUCCUAAGAAGAAGCUCCCACCUUCCAGAGAGAAGAAAGUCACAAGAACAAUCUUGGCCAUUCUGCUGGCGUUCAUUAUCACCUGGACACCGUACAACGUCAUGGUUUUAAUCAACACCUUUUGCGACGUCUGCGUGCCCAACACCGUUUGGACAAUUGGCUACUGGCUUUGUUAUAUCAACAGCACCAUCAACCCUGCUUGCUACGCUCUCUGCAAUACCACCUUUAAGAAGACUUUUAAGCACCUCCUCAUGUGCCAAUAUAAGAACAUCGGCUCGGCAAGGUAAAAAAUACUCAGAGGAGGGGAUGAAACGCGAGCUGCCAUUUAAAUAUAAUGCCAUAGCACUUUACACUCAUAUACGGAAUGUGCAAUCGAAGAACCUUGUUUGGACAUGAACAGGUGGGUCUUCUCCACCCGCACUUAGAACUUGGAAACCAUUGAAGAGAAGGAAGUUGACCUGGAUACAAUAUCGGGCUCUUUCAUCGACAAACUUUCAAGGGCUCCUUGGCUCCCCAGUUUAUUCCAUGUCUGUAUUACUAAAAUAUUCACACUUUUAACGUGUUGUUAUGUCUACAGGAAAUUAACGAUGGAGGCGUAAACGUUGAACAAAAGAGGGGGUUUUUUUUACAGCGUAGAUAAAAAUGACGAUUUCGGACAUUGAAAUGACUCCUGAAUCCCAAGUUUGACGCAGAGGUUUUUUUUUUUUCACAUUUAUCCUAAGCGUUAAAACUGGUUCUUCUGUGCCUCAGUGUUUUCAGUGACUUGUCUAUAAAAAU